CACUGACACCAGGCAUUAUUUUUGCACUGGACCCUUAUGUCCAGUCUAUACUACUGGUGUCCACAAACUCUUUUGCUGGAUUCAACUUUGUUGGAUAUUUUUUAUUAUUCCUUACUCAUUUUUAGAUCUUUCUGAGAGCAUUCUCCUCUGCCAAGGUAAGCAGAGAACAGAGGAGGCAGGAUGUCAUUGCCCUUCUACCAGAAACGCCACCAACAUUAUGACCGUGGUUACCGGAGCACAGAACUACAGUCGGUAAUGAGCCAGUAUCAGCAUGAAGAGAAGUGCCAUGCAAGUUCCCACUGCAGCCAUGUUGGACUGAAAGCAUCGCAUAAAUCAAUUGAAGAACAAUCAUAUAGGAUGAGUCCAAGAGCAAAGAGGUCAAAACAGAUAGCCGCAGUAGCAGACAAAGAAAAUGAAGAGCUUAACUAUGUGGUUCCACUGUUUAGAGGACGCAAACAAUAUGUCAGCGGAAUUACUGAUACUGAAGAAGAGAGAAUUAAGGAAUCAGCAGGUUAUAUUGCUCGACGUAACCUCUUUGCUACAGGAGAAGGCAUCAGUGUAUCAAGAGCAUCUUCUUCAUCCUCAGUACAUUCAGAAGACUAUCAGAAGAAGUCAAGAAGUGUUUCUAUAAGAGAGAGAGCAGAGCGGCUGGCACUCAAUAAGACGAUAGAGGACAAGGAAGAAUUUCACAGAAAGAUAAAUGUGGACACACUUUUACACGCGCCUACCUUUAUCAUCAAGCCUCGUUCUCAUACAAUCUGGGAAACGCAAAACAUCAAGUUUCACUGCACAGUGAGUGGAUGGCCAGAGCCCCGUGUGACCUGGUACAAAAAUAACGUGCCUAUCGACGAUCAACUCCAUCCUGGGAAGUACAAUAUUGAAAGCGGAUAUGGCAUUCACACAAUGGAGAUUACCAAAUGUGAUUUUGAAGACACAGCUCAAUACCAUGCCUCAGCGAUGAAUGUAAAAGGAGAAAACUCUGCAUACGCGUCUCUCGUGGUAAAGAGGUACAAAGGAGAGUUGGAUGAUACCCCGUUUCCUCCCUUAAAGAGGGCACCAUUCAGCUUUACUGUCACUCCUCAUGGCUUUGCUUCAAGAUUUGAUAUUUAUUUUGUGGAGACGUUUGGAGUAUCUUUUGGUAAAGAAGGUGACACACUGAGCUUGGGUGCGACGGUCAUUGUUCACCCAACCAUCAAACGCUUCCAACCAGAGAUCCAGUGGUAUAGAAAUGGAGUUCUGGUCACCCCUUCCAAAUGGACAAGGAUGAACUGGAGCGGAGAGCGUGCCACAUUGACUCUGACUCAUCUUAAUAAAGAGGAUGAAGGCCUUUAUACGUUGCGAGCCGUCAUGGGCGAAUAUUAUGACCAGUACAGUGCUUAUGUCUUUGUCAGAGAUGCUGAAUCAGAGGUAGCGGGAGCCCCCGCUGCACCAUUGGAUGUGGAGUGUCUUGACGCUAACAAGGACUAUGUGAUUAUCUCGUGGAAACAGCCAGCGGUAGAUGGUGGGAGCCCAAUCCUAGGCUAUUUUAUUGACAGAUGUGAAGUUGGUACCAAUCACUGGACCCAGUGCAAUGACACACCUGUGAAAUUUGCACGCUUCCCGGUAACUGGAUUAAUUGAAGGACGUUCUUACAUUUAUCGUGUGAGAGCUGUAAAUAAAACUGGAAUAAGCAGACCGUCCAGAGUGUCAGAACCAGUUGCUGCACUUGACCCAUCUGACAGAGCUAGAAUUAAAACGCGUCCCUCUGCUCCAUGGACUGGUCAAAUCAUUGUUACUGAAGAAGAACCUUCUGAGGGAGUGAUUCCUGGGCCCCCAUCUGAUCUUACUGUAACAGAAGCCACCAAAAACUAUGUUGUGCUUAGCUGGAAACCCCCUGGUGAACGUGGUCACGAAGGUGUCAUGUACUAUGUGGAAAAGAGUGUUGCUAACACAGAUAACUGGCAGAGAGUUAACACAGAGAUCCCAGUCAAGUCUCCACGGUUUGCACUUUUUGAUCUGGCGGAAGGAAAAUCAUAUAGUUUUCGUGUGCGAUCCUGUAAUUCUGCUGGUGUUGGUGAACCUUCUGAGGCAACUGAGUCUACUGUUGUGGGUGACAAGCUUGAUAUCCCUAAGGCACCAAGUAAUAUUGUGCCCACAAGAAAUACAGACACGUCUGUGGUUGUUACCUGGACAGAAUCCAAAGAUGCCAGGGAGCUGGUCGGGUAUUACGUUGAAGCCAGCAUUGCUGGGUCUGGACAGUGGGAACCAUGUAACAAUAACCCUGUGAAAGGCAAGAGGUUUAUAUGCCAUGGUCUUAUUACUGGUGAGAAAUACGUCUUCCGGGUCAGAGCUGUAAAUGCAGCUGGGCUCAGUGAUUACUCAUCAGACUCUGAAGCUAUUGAGGUGCAAGCUGCCAUUGCUACUCCUUCACCACCCUACGAUAUUACUGUUCUCGAAAGUGUCCGUGACUCUAUGGUGAUAGGAUGGAAGCCGCCCAAGGUCACAGGAGGGGUAAACAUUCAAGGUUACUAUGUGAACUACCGUGAGGUCAUUGAUGGUGUCCCUGGGAAAUGGCAUGAAGGAAACGUAAAAGCUAUUAGUGACUGUGCAUACAGGGUAUUAAAUCUGAAAGAAAACAUGCUGUACCAAUACCAGGUGGCAGCUUGCAACCUAGCAGGAGUUGGUACCCCAUCCCAGGCAAGCAAAUCAUUCAAAUGUGAAGAAUGGACCAUUGCAGUACCAGGACCUCCACAUGAGCUGACAUUGACUGAGGUCAGGAGUGAAUCCUUGGUCCUUCAGUGGAAGUCCCCAGUUUACACUGGGCGCAGUCCUGUUACAGGCUUUUUUGUUGAUCUUAAAGAAGCUGAUGCACCCGAAGAAAAUUGGAGAGGUGUGAAUCUAAAGCCAACCGCAAACAAAUACAUAAAGGUCCCAAACUUGAAGGAUGGUACUCGUUAUGUACUGAGAGUAAGAGCUGUCAACCAAGCUGGGGUUGGCAAGUCGUCCGAUGUUACAGAUUCAGUGCUGGCACAAACAAAACCAGGCACCAAAGAGGUAGUGGUGGAAGUGGAUGACAAUGGAGUAAUUUCUUUGAACUUUGAAUGUGAUCAGUUGACUCCAGACUCCAAGUUCAUAUGGUCCAAGAAUUAUGAGGGAGUGGAUGAUUCAGACAGAGUAACCGUUGACACCAAGGGUGGCAGGACAAAGCUUACAUUCAAGGAACCUUCAGAAGAAGACUUGGGUAUUUACUCAUGUGCUGUUACUGAGACAGAUGGGGUCUCAUCCAGUUACACAAUUGAUGAAGAAGAACUGAAACGUUUACUGCAACUCAGCCAUGACAACAAAUUCCCAGUUAUUCCUCUUAAGUCUGGUCUAGCAGUUGAAAUUCUGGAGAAAGGACAAGUUCGCUUUUGGCUUCAGGCUGAGAAACUAUCUCCUAAUGCUAAAGCCAACUAUGUAUUUAAUGAUAAGGAGAUUGAAAAUGGUGAGAAAUACAAGAUGAGUGUGGACCGCAACACUGGCAUUGUGCAGAUGGUUAUGGAUAAAUUGGAGGAUGAGGAUGAAGGUACCUUUACUUUCCAGCUGCAAGAUGGAAAAGCAACAAACCAAUCCAGCCUGGUUCUUAUUGGUGAUGUGUUCGCCAAAUUGCAGAAAGAAGCUGGAUUUCAGAGACAAGAAUGGUUCAGAAAACAAGGGCCGCAUUUUGUGGAGUAUCUCGGCUGGGAAGUUACCCCUGAGUGCAAUGUGUUGUUGAAAUGUAAGGUUGCUAAUAUUAAGAAAGAAACGAAUAUUGUUUGGUACAAAGAUGAAAGAGAAAUAAUGGUGGAUGAAAAACAUGAAUUUCAGGAUGGUGUAUGUACUUUACUCAUUACUGAGAUUACAAAGAAAGAUGCUGGUAUUUAUGAACUGAUUCUGAAAGAUGACAGAGGAAAGGACAAGAGUAUGCUGAAGCUUGUAGAUGCAGGAUUUGAUGAUCUUAUGAAUGCAGUGUGCAAGAUGAUUGCGGAGUCGGCCACCCCAGUGAAAAUUGUCAGCAAUGAAGAAGGAAUUAGAUUGUAUUCUUUUGUAAAUUACUAUGUAGAUGAUCUAAAAGUCAGCUGGUGUCACAAUGAUUCAAAGAUUAAGUACACAGACAGAGUAAAGACUGGAGUCACCGGAGAGAUGAUUUGGCUGCAGAUAAAUGAGCCAACACCAAAUGACAAAGGAAAAUAUGUUAUGGAGCUCUUUGAUGGAAAAACUACACAUACUAGAGAUGUUGAUCUUUCUGGACAAGCUUUUGAUGAGGCUUUUGCUGAAUUCCAGAGGCUCAAGCAAGCCGCCAUAGCAGAAAAGAAUCGUGCCAGAGUAAUAGGAGGUUUACCUGACGUUGUCACAAUUCAGGAAGGAAAGGCCCUUAAUCUCACCUGUAAUAUUUGGGGUGACCCAGUCCCAGAGGUCACCUGGCUGAAGAAUGAGAGAGAGCUGACCGGGGAUGACCACUGUAUCUUGAAGUUUGAGUCUGGGAAGUUCGCCAGCUUUAGCAUUACCGCUGUCAGCACUGCUGACUCUGGAAAAUACUGCAUUCGGGCAAAGAACAAAUACGGCACUGAGACUAAUGAUUUCACUGUAAGUGUGUUUAUGCCAGAGGGUGUAGAGGCAGAAGAGGAGGCUCCCCCUGAGCCAAAGAAAAAAUGAUUGUAAAAAGGCAAAGGAAUUAGGGAGGUUAGAAUGAUGAUGACGUGCUAUACAUGUGCGCAUAAGGUUGACUUCACUCCUUUAACCUACCUCACUGCUAGGCUGCAUUCAGAAUUCUACUGGGGCAACCGAGCAGGUGAAACUCCUUCAACCAAAGAUAGUAUAAUACUAGUUUGUGAUAAAAUAGUAUAUAAAUGUAACAUAUCCCUUAUAUUGAGUUAUUGUUGCUUCUAGAAAAUUUUAGUUAGUUGUUUUAGGUCACCAAUAGACUAAGAUAUCAUUUUAGCUUUACAUCUAAUUAGAUUUAUAUAUUUCACACAUCAGAUAAGAAAGUAACAUAAGAUGCAUUAACAGAUUAUUUUAACUCGUUUUAAAGAGUUUUUGUAAAUUAAUUAAGCCUUUUAUAGAUAAUGAGAAGGCACUGAAUAUUUAUUUAUGUAUUGUUUCACAAAAGUAACAGGGAUAAAACGUGUAAUAUUUGCUUACUAGUUAAGUAUAUUAUACUUAGUGUAAAAUGUAGCCAACCCCCUUCUGUUAGAUGUUAUAAUAUGACAGGUUUAGCUAUCAAUAGCAAUGUGCGUAAUUAUAAAAAAAUGUUAGUAAUGCUACAAAUAUCACUUCUCCUUUGUCAUCGAGCAAAAAGCAAACCAAUAAACCUUUCCUUGCAAUGACCUUUUACUAAAAAAGGAAACACAGUUCUGUACUGUGUAAUAACUUUGGAAUCAGCAAACCUUUUCACCAAAAUUCAAAUUACCUCAGAUGCUGGAGAGUGAAAAAAAAACUAUUUUGCACCACAUUUUCUAUAGAGCCCUAAAAAUAAUGGAAACCAAUCUGUGUUUAUAAAGGUUAUGCCAUAAGGCAAAAACUAUUUUCUCCUAUAAAACCUUUUCACAAUAUUUCUAAAGCUUUUAGUCCAAUUUCUUUUAAUUAGAGGAGGUCAAGAUUAAAAUAUAAACUAUAUCAUUUCCAUGUUUUAUGGAUUUUCAGAGAGCAGCACACAACAAUGUAAGUGAUUUUGUCCUGGUUUCCAUUGCUAUUGUACAUUGUGUAAACUGGUGGUGACAACAAAUAUCUCUAUUAAAGUCUAUGGAGAUGUUUUAUGUUGCCACCAAUUUGCAACCAGUUUAUGUAUAUUUCACAAGUGAUUACUUGAAAUGCUCAUAAUAGAUACAAGAAGUUGAGGUAGGUAGAAGGACUGGAGAUUGGUUAAGAAAAUAAAUGCUUUUACGGAACAGAACACAAUGAGAUACUUUCAUGGGUCUGCAUUUAUGGAGCAUCAUUAUACUGUACUGUAGCAGAACAUAGUUUUGUAAACGCAUACUGUAAUAUCACCAUUGUGCUGUAUGCCCUUCAUUAGCGUUGAUUUCCAUUUAUGUUAAUUGUGAAAUUCACUUCUGUACACAUCUUCUCACUGUUCACUAAUAAAAAAGCACAUACUUUCGUCUCUACCUCCA
Messenger RNA from Bombina bombina (fire-bellied toad), 6107 nucleotides. RefSeq names its product myomesin 1 (gene MYOM1). Gene Ontology annotation, molecular function: protein binding. The transcript is spliced from 37 exons. Lineage: Eukaryota; Metazoa; Chordata; Amphibia; Anura; Bombinatoridae. The record is from RefSeq and is a predicted model, not a curated record. Bases 181 to 4653 code for a protein of 1490 amino acids.